Molecule: messenger RNA, 1503 nt
Organism: Asparagus officinalis (garden asparagus)
Lineage: Eukaryota; Viridiplantae; Streptophyta; Magnoliopsida; Asparagales; Asparagaceae
Product: subtilisin-like protease SBT4.3
Exons: 6
Coding region: 788-1363 (191 amino acids)
Biological process (GO): proteolysis
Molecular function (GO): serine-type endopeptidase activity
Source: RefSeq, a predicted model, not a curated record
GACGCUCCACACGACCCGGUCCCCCUAGUUCCUGGGCCUGAGGAACCAGCAGGGCCUAUGGUCAACCUCCGACUACGGCUCCAACGUCGUCAUCGCCGUCCAUAUGUAAAGAUGUUGCCGAUACGACUUAUGCUCUCUUGAACAAUCUGCUGGGUAAUCCAAGAUGCUCUUUGCUUGUUGCAAAGGAUCCCGAAGAUAGAACUGAUACGGUGAUCACAUCAUAUGGAGAUGCUAUUUCUACUGGCUAUCGCAAGAGCACUCUAUCACAAAUCCUCGAUAUUGAUUUUGGAUGAAGCUACUUCUUCUUUGGAUAGCAGGUCUGAACAGUUAGUGAGAUGAGCACUGGGGCACUUAGUGACUAAUCGCACAAGUGUUGAAGAGGCAGAAUGUCGUAGGGCAUAUGAUUCUGCUACUGAGGCAUACACUUCAUCUUUUGACCGCAUGAAGCCAUCAGAGGAGGCUCCUACUGUUAUAUAUACAUAUAUCCUUAUCUACAAUACUUGUGUGUUGAUCAUUUUUUGAAUCAUCUCCAGCACUAACAACUUGUAUGCAGGCUGUUCUUAGAGAAGCACACGAAGUUGCGGUUCAAAAUGCUCACUGGAGUCAUUCACUGAAACUUUUGUGGCAAAGAUGAAAUCAUAUCCUUAACAUUGAUGCAGUUACAUGUUUUUUUCCUAUUAUUUAACUUAUGCUGAUAUUAACUCAAUUGAGUGACAUAUAUUUCCUGUAGCCUGACUUGACUGCCCCGGGUGUUGACAUACUGGCAGCGUGGUCGCCUAUAGCACCCAUGUCAGAAUACAGUGGAGAUAAGCGAUCAGUAGCUUACAACAUAAUCUCAGGCACUUCCAUGGCUUGCCCUCACGCAAGCGGCUCUGCUGCCUAUGUCAAGUCCUUCCAUCCAAAUUGGUCUCCUGCUGCUAUCAAGUCUGCUCUGAUGACUACAGCUCAUCGGAUGAAUGCAACUUCGAACGAGGAAAUGGAGUUUGCAUACGGUGCAGGACAAGUAAACCCCGUUGCAGCAGCGAACCCGGGGUUAGUUUACGAUGCAGACGAAGCAGAUUAUGUGAGAAUGCUUAACGAGUCAUUCACUGAAACUUUUGUGGCAAAGAUGAAAUCAGUCGCUGGUAAAAUUGUUGCCAUGAAAUGUAUAGCAGCAUACAGAAGUGGUUUGGACAUUGAUACAAAUGUCAGUAAGAAGGCUGCCGAAGAAGGUUUGCUUGAAGAUUUACAUGGUAGUGCAAAGAAAGACUGUACGAGACACUUGAUUGGUGAAUACGUCGUAUGGUUAUGUAUUUAUUGCUUUUUGAAGUACAUGAUGCUUAUGUUGCAAAUUUUAUUUUCUACAGCUGGGAAGCGUAUGUAAUGCACCAAAGUUAGUUUUUGUUGUUCUGUGUACUAUGGUUAAUUUUUUGUACUCCAUGUUGGAUUAUCCAAAGACUAGUAUUUGUUUUUCAGCACAUUUGUGUUGACUCUUCUUGUAUGCUACAACUUGGUUAUGUAUCA